This is a messenger RNA of Ipomoea nil (Japanese morning glory), 1137 nucleotides long. RefSeq names its product F-box/kelch-repeat protein At3g23880-like. The coding region runs from base 1 to 1137 and encodes 378 amino acids. The transcript is spliced from 2 exons. Gene Ontology annotation, molecular function: protein binding. Lineage: Eukaryota; Viridiplantae; Streptophyta; Magnoliopsida; Solanales; Convolvulaceae. The record is from RefSeq and is a predicted model, not a curated record.
AUGGGCGACCAGGGGGGAAACAACAAUUCCAGCACUGCCUUGCCAGACUGCAGUUUGCCUGGUGAUAUAAUGGAGGAGAUACUGGUGCGUCUUCCAGUGAAGGUGCUGCUCCGGUUCCUGUCGGUUAGCAAGUCAUGGCACGCUUUCCUCAAAGGUCAUACUUUCACUAAAACAUACUCCCGCAGCAAUCUGCAUCGUGCUGAUUUAUCUGCCCUGGUUUUGGAUUGCCGCUAUAGAUUUCCUAUGGAUUGCUUUCUUUUCAAUCUCUCCGUUCUGCGUCUUGAUGCUAAAUGCAGUGUUUCUGAGCUCUCAGAAAUACCUUUGCCAAUGUCCAAACCGAGAUUUGUUUGUUCCAGCAACGCCUUGGUAUGCCUUGCUUCGGAUUCUGGGUCCAAUGUCUGUCUGUGGAAUCCUUCAACUAGGAACUGUAGGUCCAUUGCAGUCCCUGAUUCUAAUGAUCUGUCUUCAACCUGUAUGAAACUUGGAUAUAUUCAUGAAAUCAAUGAGCACAUGCUUUUGAAAGUGCCAAUUGGUCGGGGCCAUGGGGCUGAGGAGGGUCCGAAUCCGAAAUUGGUUUGGGUUUAUACGUUCAGUUUGGAUUACUGGAGAUGUAAAGAGACCACUAUCCCACCAUUUGAGUGGAGGCUUAUGGAAUCUUCUGUUACCCUAACCUUAAAUGGGGUUAUGCAUUGGUUUAAAAAUUAUAACAGAGAUACUAUUAUUUCAUUUGAUUUGAUGAAUGAUGUAUUCAACUCCAUAGCUGUGCCAGUCUCUCACUGCUUCCCGGAUGGAGAUUUCAUUAUUUCCAGAGAUCUUGUGGUUCUUGAGGGAUCCCUUUCUGUGAUUGUGCAUCCUGAAUAUAAUGACUAUGCUCCUGCUGGUUAUGAGAUAUGGGUUAUGACGGAAUAUGGGAUUGAGGAAUCUUGGACAAAAAAGUAUUCCAUUCCACCCUUUUCCACGUUCACAAGGCCAGUGCGAUUCUGGAAAGCCAAUAAGCUUGCCUUCAAUAGUUAUGAUUGGAUUGUUGACGAUUGCAACUCAAAGGAUACAGUCACUAUUACAUCAGGGAUUUUGUUGAAAGCUUGUAACAUGAAAAUGGAAGAAAUGGAGUACACGCCAAGAAAAUCUAAUUCCUGA